AAAGCAGAAGUGACUUUUUCUCGACGCCCAUUUUUGGAUAACGCCAAGGUUAUAUAGAAGUAUUAGUACCACUGAGUAAUACAUUCUUUUGCGAAACAUUUCGUACGCACUGUUUUUGCGGCAUAUUCAAAUAUAGCAAUAAUUUAUCAGAGGAAAUAUUAAAUCUACGCAAGGACAUCAAGGGGAAGAAGGUGCUGGUGCGCGUAGAUUUCAACGUACCAAUUGAAAAUGGAAUAAUAAAGGACACGAACAGAAUAACGGCAACCCUGCCGACUAUUCACCAUUUGAAGAAGGAAGGAGCGUCUAAGAUUAUCCUCAUUUCUCAUUGCGGAAGGCCCGACGGAACGAAGAAUUUGAAGUACACCUUAAAGCCCGUUGCAGAAACGUUGAAGCAGUUACUCGGGGAGGAAGUGCUUUUCCUAAACGACUGUGUAGGGGAUGACGUAGAGAAACAGAUAAACCAAGCCAAAGACAAUUCAGUCAUUCUGCUUGAAAAUCUAAGAUUCCAUGUGGAAGAAGAAGGAAAAGGAGUAGAUGCAGCUGGAAAUAAAAUAAAGGCAAAUAAAGAAGACGUAGAAAAGUUCCAAAGUCAGUUAACCAAAUUAGGAGACAUUUUUAUUAAUGACGCUUUUGGAACAGCUCACCGAGCGCAUAGCAGUAUGGUUGGAAUAAAAUUGAAUGUAAAAGCAUCUGGUUUUUUGAUGAAAAAAGAAUUGGAGUAUUUUAGUAAAGCUUUGGAAAAUCCACAGAGACCUCUACUAGCCAUUUUAGGUGGAGCAAAAGUAUCAGACAAAAUUCAGCUAAUAAAAAAUCUUCUAGACAAAGUGGAUAGAAUGAUAAUUGGUGGUGGAAUGGCUUACACUUUUAAAUACGUCUUGAAUAAUAUGAAAAUUGGAGAUUCCCUUUUUGAUGAAGCUGGUAGCAAAAUUGUGAAUGAAAUUAUGGAGAAGGCAAAAGCGAAAAAUGUACAAAUUUACCUCCCUGUAGAUUUUAAAGUAGCUGACAAAUUUGACAAUAAUGCGAACACGAAAAUUGUCACGGAGAAGGAAGGUAUUGAAGACCACUGGAUGGGACUUGAUGCUGGACCUAAAAGUAUCGAAAAUUAUAAAGACGUCAUUUUAAGCUCCAAAACGAUUAUUUGGAAUGGACCUCAGGGGGUAUUUGAGAUGCCCAAUUUUGCCAAGGGUAGUAUUGAGUGCCUAAAAUUGGUUAUUGAAGCUACGAAGAAGGGGGCCAUAACCAUCGUCGGUGGAGGAGAUACGGCUUCUCUAGUAGAACAACAACAGAAGAAGAGCGAAAUUAGCCACGUGUCCACCGGUGGAGGGGCUUCCCUUGAGCUACUAGAAGGGAAGGAGCUUCCAGGUGUGUUGGCCUUGUCGAACAAG
Messenger RNA from Plasmodium coatneyi, 1385 nucleotides. Its product is annotated as Phosphoglycerate kinase. Gene Ontology annotation, molecular function: phosphoglycerate kinase activity; ATP binding; ADP binding. Gene Ontology annotation, cellular component: cytosol. Lineage: Eukaryota; Apicomplexa; Aconoidasida; Haemosporida; Plasmodiidae. Gene Ontology annotation, biological process: glycolytic process; gluconeogenesis. The annotation marks the transcript as partial. The record is from RefSeq and is a predicted model, not a curated record. The transcript is spliced from 2 exons.